CCUACUUCCAAAUUUUUUUUUUCUUCUUCUUCCCACCACUUCGUCAAACCCCUACUUUGCUGAACUUUGCACGCCAAGUGGAAAGCUAAAAAGAAAAAUGACAAGCGGCGCUGGUGACAGGGAGGUCUCCAUCGUCGUCGUCGCUCCGGAGACAGAAAUCAGGACCCAGGAGGAUACCGGCGCCAGCUGGAAUACGGUUGUUAGUAAUGGGAAAGGGGCGAGGAAAUCGCCGCCCGACUGUACUGGGUUCCAAAAGGGGACGGCUUUUUGGAAGAAUCUUCAGCUAGUGGUUCUUGAGACCAAGCUGUCCGUGCUCUUCCCUGCCAUUCCUCUCGCCAUUGUUGCCGAUUUCUACAGCUUCGGAAAGCCAUGGAUAUUCGGUUUUAGCUUGCUUGGACUGGCCCCACUCGCUGAACGUGUCAGCUUCCUCACUGAGCAAAUUGCUUGCUUCACUGGUCCUACGGUUGGAGGGCUCUUGAAUGCAACUUGUGGGAAUGCAACAGAGCUAAUAAUAGCAAUGUUUGCUCUAAGACAGAGGAAAAUCCAUGUCCUCAAGUACUCUUUGUUCGGCUCCAUUCUCUCUAAUCUCCUUCUGGUCCUUGGGAGCUCUCUUCUCUGUGGAGGUUUGGCUAACAUAAAAAAGGAGCAGCGAUAUGACAGAAAGCAGGCUGAUGUGAACUCACUACUUCUGUUACUGGGCUUGUUGUGCAACCUACUGCCGUUGCUGCUCAAGCAGGUAAUGGGGAAAGGUCCAGCCACUGCCUACUCUACUCUUCAGCUGUCAAGAGUGAGCAGCAUUUUUAUGCUUCUGGCAUAUGCUGGAUACAUAAUCUUCCAGCUUAAAACCCACAGGCAUUUCUUUGAAUCCCAACAGGAAGAUGGAGAAGUAGAGGAGGGAGAAGAAGAAGGGGCAGUGAUCGGAUUCUGGAGUGCCUUCAUUUGGUUGGUUGGCAUGACAGUUUUCAUAGCCUUGUUAUCUGAAUAUGUUGUGGGCACAAUUGAGUGUGCUUCGGAUACGUGGGGGAUUUCGGUGGGAUUCAUCAGCAUAAUUUUGCUGCCCAUUGUUGGCAAUGCAGCGGAACAUGCUGGAUCUAUCAUCUUUGCUUUCAAGAACAAGCUGGACAUUUCCCUGGGAGUUUCUCUUGGUUCUGCAACUCAAAUUUCAAUGUUUGUGGUACCCUUUUGUGUUCUAGUAGCCUGGAUUAUGCACGUCAAUAUGGACCUGGAUUUCAGCCUACUUGAAACUGGUUGUCUAGCUUUCACGAUUGUCAUCACUGCCUUCACUUUGCAGGAUGGGACCUCUCACUACUUGAAAGGGGCAGUUCUUGUUCUGUGCUACGUUAUUAUAGCAGCAUGUUUUUUUGUUUAUAAAGUUCCACAAGAUGAAUUGGAUUCAUACCCAGGGAUCAAACCCUUCACCGGAGUGUUUGCCUCCUAGCUGCAUUUCGAGAACUUCACUGGUUCGAAAAUUUCCAUCAGCCUGUCAUGGCAACAAAUGAGGCGACAAGAGGCAACACAGAGGAAUUUCAUGUGCAUCAGGGAUCCGGCAACAUGAUACUGAUUACUGAUAGCUUGAAUUAGUAUUGUAUAAGCAUCAGCAGUUUAGCAAUUAAGAACUGUUGACGAAACUUUUGAUGGAACUGUGUUGUACAUAGCUCUGUCUCCUUCCAAGUCUGUUGUAGUAGCUGUUGGGAGAGGAAGCUUGCCAUAUGUGAGUAUUUGCGCAGGUGUUGUGUGACCAUAGCCGCUUAAGUCUUCAGCCCCUUGAAAACCUUGAAGUGUUUUUAAAAGUAAUCCAUUCAGCAUUCUCCAACGAAACGCUGACAUUGUGGUUGCCGUCUCCAAUUGGAUUGUACAUGUCGAACUUCAUGACUGAGUUUUCUUGCAUUUCACAUUGAUUCAACUUUAGCUUAACUUAGAGGGAGUCAGUUUCCUUUCUGGUCUUUUUACAUUUCUGCAAUUUUGCUGCUGGCGUGCUUGCUUAGUUCUUGGCAUUGAAGUUUGAACUGCAAGGGAAGUCUGUGUAAGAGAGAACGUGGAAGUUUGAAUUAGUUGGGCGAUUUUAUUUGCAGUGCAAGUUGAGCUUGGUUGACAUUAAUUAAGAUAUUAAAAGCCUUGGGUUGGGUGGGUUUAAAGGAA
Messenger RNA from Linum tenue, 2139 nucleotides. NCBI's taxonomy places the organism in Eukaryota, Viridiplantae, Streptophyta, Magnoliopsida, Malpighiales, Linaceae. The record is from the annotation of a GenBank genome assembly.